This is a messenger RNA of Talaromyces proteolyticus, 1566 nucleotides long. RefSeq names its product putative choline transport protein. The transcript is spliced from 5 exons. Gene Ontology annotation, cellular component: membrane. NCBI's taxonomy places the organism in Eukaryota, Fungi, Ascomycota, Eurotiomycetes, Eurotiales, Trichocomaceae. Gene Ontology annotation, molecular function: transmembrane transporter activity. The coding region runs from base 1 to 1566 and encodes 521 amino acids. The record is from RefSeq and is a predicted model, not a curated record. Gene Ontology annotation, biological process: transmembrane transport; amino acid transport.
AUGGCUGUAGAUAUCCCUACCGAGAAGAUCAACGCGGUUGAGGCCCCUAUGUCCGACAAGGCGUCGGAAGAGGUAGUCAAUGCUUCAGGCCACAAGCAGGAACUCCAACGAAACUUUGGUCUCUUGAGUAUCUGUGCUAUUGCCGUCACUACCGGAAACACUUGGAUUGCUCAAGGUGGAAGUGUGACUGUCAACAUUGCCAAUGGGGGCCCUGCCGGUGUUAUCUAUGAAUUCAUUGCCGUCUCUAUUUGCUAUUGGCUCGUCGCCGCAUCCAUCGCUGAAUUAGCCUCUGCCAUGCCAUCAGCUAGUGGAGUCUACCACUGGGCUUCCGUUACUGCUGGAAAAUAUGGCCGCGUAUGUGGAUGGUUUGCUGGCUACUGGAAUGCGUUGGCCUGGAUAUUCGGCGCUGCUUCCAUGUCCUUAAUUCUAGCCAACCAAACUGUUUCCAUGUAUGCGCUCUUCCACCCUGACUUCACGCCGAAGGCAUGGAAUGUCUUCGUUAGCAUGAUUAUCUGCACGUGGAUCUGCUGCCUGACUGUGCUUUUCGCCAAUCGAAUUCUUCCUCAAAUUGGAAACUUGGGGAUGAUUCUUAUCCUGGGAGGCGUUUUUAUCACCAUAAUUGUGUGCGCUGUCAUGCCACAUGUGAAUGGAGUAGGAUACGCCUCCGAUGAGUUUGUCUGGAGAAGUUGGAGUAGCGAUAUCGGAUAUUCCAGCCAGGGCUUCGUUUUCGUGGCUGGUAUGCUGAAUGGGGCAUACAGUGUCGGUACACCAGAUGUAACAUCGCAUUUGGCGGAAGAGAUUCCACACCCCAGCAGAAACAUCCCUAAAGCCAUCCUAGCGCAAAUGACAGUUGGUUUUAUAACCGGCUUUCUUUAUAUGAUCGCUAUGUUCUAUUCUAUCCAGUCUUUGGACGAUGUCAUAAAUAGUGUCUUUGGCUUCCCAUUGGCCGAAAUCUAUCGACAAGCUACUGGAACCAGAGGGGGUGCGCUGGGUUUACUGAUUGUCGCGUUUCUUCCUACCCUUAUUACUUGCAUUGGAUGCUACAUCACCGCCGGUCGAACACUUUGGACACUCGCCCGAGACAACGCAACCCCCUUCUCAGGUUUCAUCGGCCGUAUCAAUGGCAAGAUGCAUAACCCGUUCAAUGCCACAUUUAUUUGCGGCUGCUUAAUUACAAUCCUUGCCUGUAUCUAUGUCGGCUCUUCCACUGCUUUCAACGCUUUCGUCGGAUCCUACGUUCAGCUCUCUACGCUUUCCUAUUUCACAGCAAUUUUCCCCCAUGUCUUAUCCAAACGCUCUUCGAUUACCCGAGGAUACUUCUAUAUGAGCGGUCCGGUUGGCUACAUCGUCAACAUUUUGAGCUGCAUCUACAUUCUCGCCUUCAUCGUGAUCUUCUGCUUCCCUUACGCACUUCCAACUGAUGCUCAGUCUAUGAAUUACGCUAGUUUAAUUACCGGUGGACUCACAAUUUUCAUUGCCGCCUGGUGGUUCAUCCAUCAACGCGACUACGUGGGACCUCAGGCCAUCCCCCUGACGGACCGCCAUGUUGCAGAGGAUGCCAAAUGA